Messenger RNA from Notodromas monacha, 1831 nucleotides. The record is from the annotation of a GenBank genome assembly. NCBI's taxonomy places the organism in Eukaryota, Metazoa, Arthropoda, Ostracoda, Podocopida, Cyprididae.
UCUUUCGACAGGUACAAGUGCUUUUUUUAUUUGCCGUCGUUGUUUGAACUGGUGUUUUCGUCAAGUGUUACCUCAGCUGCCGGUCAUGAACAAGGGAUUCUUAGCUUGUGUUUUCCUUAUCGUCGCUGUUUCAGUGGCAGCGGCGGACAUCGAAUGUUACGUUUGCAAGACGAGUGAACAUCCAGCCUGUGCCGACCCUUUCGAUCACGCCAAGGCCAAGAAAAAUGGUCAUCUCAUCACGUGCAAUCACGAUUACUUCAAGAACAACAAGACAACUGGCUCUGUACCUCCUCCAGGGGCUGAAUUCUUCUGCCGCAAGGGCUUCCAAGCUGUGAAGGGCAAGAAUGAUAUUUACCGUUCCUGCGGCUGGGAGCAAUAUUACAUCGAGGGACGCCAGUGCUACUUCACCUCGGUUGAGGAGGUGAAAACGACCCAGUGCUCCUGUGUCGAUAAUGGUUGCAACGAUGGUACCAUGCUCGCGGUGCCGUUUACGCUUUUGAUGGCGGCGUUGGCGGCUACGAGGAUUUGAAGGGCGCCUCGGUUCUCGCGUUUCCCGUGUGCCUCGUGGUAGUUCGUUGUGGCGAUAUUUUUUCUGUUCGUUCGUUGUCUUGACAGAGGCUUUGCUCUUCUUACGUUUAGAGCUCUCUAGUCUUUUGUAUCCCACCUGGAUUUGUUUAGAUUUUCACAUGCGUGCUUAGAGUUGAGAUUUUUUGAAUCUGCUUCUUGCAAUUGAGGUUAAGGAAACCUCGGGGAAUCGUUUUUUUUUUUUUUUUUCAAACCAGCCCAACUGCAACGAAUCUCACCUUUUUCUACAGUGACACCAGAAUUUUUUUAUGGAAUUCAAUUUGAAAAGACUUCUCCCCUGUAAAUGCGAACACUGCAACAAACUCAGUUCUGUAAGCUUGAGUGGACAUUACAUGACGUUCAAAGGAAAUCAUGAACAUUUCGAGACCAACAACGCAAGAGUGAUGAAACUCGAAGUCGAUGAAAGAGCGUGUACCAUUGCUUUGCAUCAGAAGCAAUGUACAGAAAUGUCUGUAUGCUAUUAAUUCAAACUAGAAUAAUUGAAAUCAGGUUUUUUUUUGUUGAAUCGUCAACACUUUUUCUGCGUAUCUUUCAUUUAUAAGAAUAGAAUUGGAUUCCAGGCUCUUGAAGUUUUCGGAUGUUAGUGUUUUUUUUUCCUUUUUGGCUUUUGGGAAGAAAUUUUCGAAUCAGUCUUGACGAUUAAGCUAGUUAUUGUAUUAUUUGUUUGAAAGAUACUAUCCCGUUUAAAUUUGAUAGCAAUAUUAAGCCCAUUGGAGCUUUGACGUGUUUGAAUCAUGGAUUUUUUUGUGGGAAUCGGUAAUCAAAACUUGGAAUCUGUAACGGCGUUAGUGCAAUAUUGCUUUCAUCCCCGCCAGACGGAAAAAGGCAAAUAAAUGGCUCUGAUUCGAACACGUCCAAGGUCCAAGAUAUGAGAAGAAAUUGAGUACAAAAAUUUGUUCUCGGCGUGUUUUGAACCUUCGUUAAUCACAGGUGCUCAAAAGUUUCGUUAGUAGUCAAACCAAGGUCGCUGUGGUCAUAUAUUUCGGUUUUCAGUCUAUUUUGCUUGGUGUGACUCUUUUUAAAGAGCUGUCUUGAGAAAAUGUAUCCGAAGUUUUGAGUGGAAUAGAACCUUUUUUUUUCAAGUGCAUGAAGCUUAACCUGAUCAUUGGACUUCCGGUGCUAACAUAGGAAACUCGUGUGGGAUUUUUUUUGUCGCUAAGUAGAGAGUGAUUGACGGAAUUGGCGUGUUUUUAACCUCUAUCUUGGUUUGUUGUAGCGAGAGGAAUAAAAAUGAGUUUCAACUCUU